UACGGUGCGGUGUGGGAAAAUACGGGGCGAGCAGCAGCAUUUUUUUAUUUGAAUUAUUCCGUCUCGUUUUAUUUCGCGCAAACUUUGAAUUUAGUUGGUCUCUUUAAAUAAAUGCUGACUAUUUAAAACCAUAUUUCCUUCUGUACUGUACAUUUAUGAAUUAACAACACAGGCUUGUCUUCUACGGAGACGGUGCAUCAUAUUAAACGCCGGUUAAUGAAUCAACCCAGUCGUUGAGAGCUGACAGUCCUUCAGAAGGUCAGAAGAUGGAUCUGAAGUCUCCUACCAGGGACAUUGAACACCUUUGCAUCUCCCAGCGUGCACUCUGAUGGGAUCAUCUGCAUUGCCCACAAAAUGUCAGCACAUUGAAAUUCAGCAGCUGGCUAGCGAGGUGAGAGACGUCAGACAUGUCCGAAACUGAAGACGAGAGCAGCAACAGCAGCCUGCGGAGGAAGAAACCACCCUGGCUCACACUAGACAACCCCAGUGACCAGAACCCUGCAGAAGAGCACAAUAACUUUCUACAGCCAGUCAUGCGCAACAGCUUGUAUAUGCGCAGUGCCAGUGUACCCACUGAAAAUAUCCAGCUCAGAUGCCCGCCAGUCGACCCCAAUGCUUGUCGCAGACCCUCGGUUCUGCGCAAACACUCCAUCACCCAGACCAUCAAGAGCCCCACAGGGAAGAGGGUACGCUUUGAGCAGAUGAGCUCCAUCCUGGUUAAAGGUCAGAGUUUCACACGUCUGGAACCCCCCAGGCGUCAGUCACUGCCCCAAAUCGUCCUCAGGGGCACAGCAGACUGGUUUGGGGUCAGCAAUGAUGUGGAUGCCUCCCAAAAAUGGCAGAGGAAGAGCUUGCAGCACUGCACACAGCGCUACGGCAAGCUGAAGCCUCAGGUCAUUCGUGAUAUGGACCUUCCCAGCCAAGACAAUCUCUCCAUGGCCAGUACAGAGACCCCUCCUCCUCUAUACGUCCCUCCCACACAGCAUGGCUUGCAGAGGAUCGUGGACCCACUGGCUCGGGGUCGAGCGUUUCGUAAUGUAGAGGAGGUGGAUGGUCUCAGCACAUACCAGACUCCCAUCACUUCCUGCGCUGCCUCUCUCUGCUCCUUCACCAGCUCUCGCUCAGGCUUUAACAGACCUCCACGCAGACGAAAACGUGAGUCUGUUGCUAAGAUGGGCUUCAGAGCAGCUGCUGCUCUGGUGAAGGGGCGCUCUAUUCAGGAACGUCCUAUUCGACGUGUGCACCGGCAAAGUUUUGCCACAGCCAGUUUCCUGGAAGAGGACACUGUUGAUUUCCCAGAUGAACUGGACACCUCCUUCUUUGCCAAGGAUGGGUUUAUGCAUGAAGAGUUGUCCACAUAUGCAGAUGAGGUGUUUGAAUCGCUUUCUGAAGACGCCGUUAAAGAAACUGAUGCCAGUAAAGCAUCAGAUGAGAAGGACCUGACGGGCAGUGCCCUAGACAAGACAGAACUGGAGAGGAGCCAUCUUAUGCUGCCUCUUGAGCGGGGCUGGCGUAAGGUAAAGGAUGGUGCUCUGGUUCAGCCUAAAGUGCGCUUACGGCAGGAAGUGGUAAGUAUGAGCGGGCAACGGCGUGGAAAACGCAUUGCCGUGCCUGUUAAGAAACUCUUUGCCAAAGAGAAGCGUCCUUAUGGGCUUGGCAUGGUGGGCAGACUGACCAACCGCACUUACCGUAAACGCAUCGACAGCUUCGUCAAGAGACAGAUAGAAGACAUGAAUGACCACAGGCCUUUCUUCACUUACUGGAUCACUUUUGUCCAUUUGCUGAUUACCAUCCUGGCAGUUUCCAUCUAUGGCAUUGCACCUAUAGGCUUCUCACAACAUGAGACAGUAGAUUCUGUCUUACGGAAUAAAGGAGUUUGUGAAAACGUCAAAUUUGUGCAGCAAGAAAACUUCUGGGUUGGACCAAGCUCGGAGGCGUUGAUUCACCUUGGGGCUAAGUUCUCCCCCUGCAUGCGUCAGGAUCAGGAGGUGCAUGAGCUUAUACAGGAGAAGAGGGAGAGUGAGCGUCACUCAGCGUGCUGUGUCCGUAACGACAAAUCAGGCUGCCUGCAGACCUCGCAGGAGGAGUGCUCGAGUACACUGGCAUUAUGGGUAAAGUGGCCUCAGCACCCAAGUGCUCCCUAUCGAGAUGAGGAAGUGCGUCACUAUGGUUCUGUAUGCCAUCAAGACCCCAGGAUUUGUCUGGAGCCCGCAUCUGUUACACCUCACGAGUGGCCUGAUGACAUCACUGAGUGGCCAAUAUGCACCAGGUACAGCACAGGGAACCACACUAACUUGCCACACAUUGAUUGUGUCAUUACCGGCAGACCCUGCUGCAUAGGGACCAAAGGAAGGUGUGAGAUUACAUCAAGAGAGUACUGUAACUUCAUGAAGGGGUACUUCCAUGAGGAGGCCACACUCUGCUCACAGGUGCAUUGCAUGGAUGAUGUGUGUGGCCUCCUGCCUUUCCUAAACCCAGAGAUCCCAGACCAGUUCUAUCGGCUGUGGCUGUCUCUCUUACUGCACGCUGGGAUUCUGCACUGCCUGGUGUCUGUGUGCUUUCAGAUGACCAUUCUGAGGGAUUUGGAGAAGCUAGCAGGCUGGCUGAGAAUCUCUAUCAUCUAUAUCCUCAGUGGGAUUACAGGCAACCUUGCCAGUGCCAUCUUCUUACCAUACAGAGCAGAGGUGGGUCCAGCUGGUUCUCAGUUUGGCAUCCUGGCCUGUCUGUUUGUGGAGCUUUUUCAGAGCUGGCAGAUCCUGGCACGGCCGUGGAGGGCCUUCAUCAAGCUCUCUUGCGUAGUGCUCUUCCUCUUCGCAUUUGGCCUGCUGCCCUGGAUCGAUAAUUUCGCUCACAUCUGUGGCUUCGUCUCAGGCUUCUUCCUUUCCUUUGCCUUUCUGCCCUACAUCAGCUUUGGGCGCAUGGACAUGUACCGCAAGCGUUUGCAGAUCCUGUUGGCACUCACUCUUUUCCUGGGCAUCUUCUCCAGCUUUGUUGUGCUCUUCUAUGUUUACCCCGUCAAGUGUGAGUGGUGCGAGCUCCUCACCUGCAUCCCACUUACGGACAAGUUCUGUGAGAAAUACGAUCUGAACGCUCACCUCCACUGAGCCCUUGCAGAAGAUGGGCUGCAAUGGAGAACAAUGGAGAUCUCCAGCUUUCUAAAGGCAUGGACAGAUAUUUUUUAAAACACAAUCUUCACCAGUGUCUGAAACAUUUAAAAAAUGUACUUCAUUAAGAAGGUUUUAUGGUUUUUAUUUGUCAGACUCAAAGAAGAGCACUCCCCUGGAGGGAAGGAUAAUGGUUAUGCCAACAGUGCCUUUUCAGUCGGUACCAACUACUGCCAUAUCCAAUUAAAUUGGAGCACUUUUAAGCCAAACCUGUAAUGUGUGUAGUGCUACUACAGUGGUAUUUAAUUCUCGGUAGUGUUUUAGCUACCUGCUCACAUGUAACAGAAAAUUCAAUGUGAAGAAAUCACCAUGUCUGCACCAUGUCUUUUUUGUCUUUCUUCCACUUCUGAAGGUUAAAAUAAUGGCUCUGUUCCCAAAACCUAUUGAGCUGUAUAGGCAGUAUAUUAAGGCAUCAUAUUUGCAUUCUAGACAUGAAGGCGGUUCCAAAACGGAUGCACUAGGCAGCAUAAUUAUGCUGUCUUCUAAAUUACCUUCUUUUAGUUGGCAAUCCUAUAAUGUGUGAUUAUAGGCGAUUAUAGAUUAUAGCUCAGUGACAUCAGAAGGUGCUUAGAGUCCUUCACUACCCUUUACAUUAUAGUAUCUUAUCAAAUCAAAUAUUACUUGCUGUGUCUGAAUUUGCAUACUGUAAGUAUUACUACAUUUGAUGAAAAACAUACUUU
Xyrauchen texanus (razorback sucker) is the source of this 3844-nucleotide messenger RNA. Its product is annotated as inactive rhomboid protein 1-like. Gene Ontology annotation, cellular component: endoplasmic reticulum membrane. The coding region runs from base 408 to 3104 and encodes 898 amino acids. The record is from RefSeq and is a predicted model, not a curated record. The transcript has 20 exons. Gene Ontology annotation, molecular function: serine-type endopeptidase activity. Lineage: Eukaryota; Metazoa; Chordata; Actinopteri; Cypriniformes; Catostomidae. Gene Ontology annotation, biological process: regulation of protein secretion; regulation of epidermal growth factor receptor signaling pathway.